Molecule: messenger RNA, 1992 nt
Organism: Stegodyphus dumicola
Lineage: Eukaryota; Metazoa; Arthropoda; Arachnida; Araneae; Eresidae
Gene: Cand1
Product: Cullin-associated and neddylation-dissociated 1
Biological process (GO): SCF complex assembly
Source: RefSeq, a predicted model, not a curated record
UGUUUCAGCUUACAAUGAGUUUGUUAACUUCAAUAUCUAAAGUACAGAAGCAACCACUUAUGAAUGUUACUGAUGCAGUUUUGCCUGAAAUACUCACUUUGGUACAUUCUCCUCUUUUACAGGGUGCUGCAUUGAAUGCCAUGUUAGAAUUUUUUCAGUCUUUGGUGACUACACAGCUGCCUGGUGUAACAUACAGAGAAUUACUGAGGAGACUUACUGCACCAAUUUGUUCAGUGAAUGGGCAACAUGGUCAAGAAGGAGCAUCACAUAUUAUACAUAAACAGGCAUAUCAUUCAAUAGCAAAAUGUGUAGCAGCUCUGACUAUCACUUGCCCUCAGGAAGCACUUCCUGUAGUUCAACAGUUUCUACAAGAAUUAAAGGUAAAGCGGAAUAUUGACUCAGUUCAGUUAUUUGCUCUGCUUGCUAUAGGAGAAAUUGGGAAACAUAUUGAUUUGAGCAGUAUAUCAGAACUGAAAACCGUACUUUUGGAUUCUUUUUCUUCUCAGAGUGAGGAAGUCAAAACAGCCGCUUCCUUUGCAUUAGGAAGUGUUGCUGUGGGUAACCUGCCUGAAUACCUUCCUUUUGUACUGAAUGAAAUUGAAAAUCAACCUAAACGUCAAUAUCUCCUUCUUCACUCAUUAAAAGAGAUUAUUAGUUGCCAGUCUGCAAGUCCAGCUUCAGUGAAGCUUCUUCAGCCAUUUAUAAAAAAUGUUUGGAGUAUGUUGUUUAAUCAUUGUGAAUGUACAGAAGAAGGUACAAGAAAUGUAGUUGCAGAAUGUUUAGGAAAAUUAACUCUUAUUGAUCCCGUGAAUCUUCUGCCAGAACUCAAAUCAUACCUUAAUUCAGAAUCACCUCUAGCUCGUAGUACAGUGGUCACAGCAAUGAAGUUUACUAUUUCCGACCAGCCACAGCCAAUCGACACAUUACUUCGGGGUUGUAUUGGAGAUUUUCUGAAAACAUUGAAGGAUCCUGAUUUAAAUGUCCGGCGAGUAGCUCUUGUGGCAUUCAAUUCAGCUGCUCAUAAUAAACCAUCAUUAAUUAGAGAUUUAUUAGAUUCUAUCCUGCCAGAAUUAUACAAUGAAACUAAAGUUCGGAAAGAACUUAUCAGAGAAGUUGAAAUGGGGCCAUUCAAGCAUACAGUUGAUGAUGGUUUAGAUAUUCGAAAGGCUGCUUUUGAAUGUAUGUAUACUCUACUAGAUUCAUGCCUUGACCGUUUGGACAUCUUCCAGUUUUUAAACCAUGUUGAAGAUGGUUUAAGAGAUCAUUACGAUAUUAAGAUGUUGACUUAUUUGAUGCUAGUUCGACUUGCAUCCCUUUGCCCUUCUGCUGUAUUACAAAGGAUAGAGCGUCUGGUGGAGCCUCUGAGAGCCACGUGUACAACAAAAGUUAAAGCAAAUUCUGUGAAGCAAGAGUUUGAGAAACAAGAUGAAUUAAAACGAUCUGCCAUGAGAGCUUUUACUGCCUUGUUAGCUGUGCCCGAUGCCGAUAAGAAUCCAUUGAUGAAUGAGUUCUUGGCUCAAAUCAAGUCCACUGCAGAACUUCAAAUUCUCUUUGAGAGUAUUCAGAAAGACUGUUCAGGAUCUGUUUCUGAAUCUGCUCUUCUUAUGGACAUCAGUUAGUUCUUUGAUACAAUAAAUAUUUAUUUGAAAUUUUUAACAAAUGCUCGCUACUACAAAAAUUCGCAAUGUUUUGACUGAAGGACAACAGCACUAUUUUUGGCUGAAUGUUAAAAUGUACUUUUAUUUGUCAUUUAACGGCAAAAUUCACAUUCAAUGGAAAUACUAUAAAUUCAGGAAUUAUACUUGUGUUCAUAAGAUUAGGACAUCUAAAAUUCAGAAAAAAUCUAAUGUUCUAUUCAUGCCUAUUUUCAAUCUUCAUUAUAUGAUUUUUAAGUUCUGUACUAACUCUUUUGCAUAUUUGUUGAUUUUUUUCAGCCAGAGUGUGCUAUGUUAAAUAUGUGUUUCAUAAUAAAAGCAUUUUUUGAGAAAUUUA